Molecule: messenger RNA, 2052 nt
Organism: Momordica charantia (bitter melon)
Lineage: Eukaryota; Viridiplantae; Streptophyta; Magnoliopsida; Cucurbitales; Cucurbitaceae
Gene: HEXO3
Product: beta-hexosaminidase 3
Biological process (GO): carbohydrate metabolic process; glycosaminoglycan metabolic process
Cellular component (GO): membrane
Molecular function (GO): beta-N-acetylhexosaminidase activity
Source: RefSeq, a predicted model, not a curated record
GUUUAUUAUAUGAUGGUAUCACGAGAAAGCCACGAAGUAAAAAAGCUGGUACGUACCGGAAAAACACUCCGCUUUUGGAGCUCCAUGGUUCUGUGUCGUCUUCUUCAUCAUUUUUUAUUAUAGUUUUCCCCAUCCUCAUCCUCUUCACCCUCCGCCAUGGCUUCCAACUCCCCAAUGGCACCCCACUCGUCUUCCAUUCUGCUUCCGAAACUCGUGUUUCUUCUGCUGCUCGCCGUCGCUGCUUCCGGGAGCAAUGAGAUCGCCGGAGGUGUUCGGAUAUGGCCGCUGCCGGCGUCGGUCACCCACGGCCGCCGCCAUCGGUUGUAUCUUGCCAAGGAUUUUCACCUCACUACUCAGGGCUCCAACUUCAGCGAUGCUUCUGGGAUACUCGAGGCGGGAUUCUCGAGGUUGGUUGAUGUGGUUCGUGUUGCUCAUGUUGUUGAGGCUAAUCUCUCUCGCGUUGCUUCCUCUGCUCUGCUCCUUGGAAUCCACAUUGUUGUCUCUUCGCCUUCUGACGAGUUACAAUAUGGUGUCGACGAAUCGUACAGAUUAUCUAUCCCAGCAACUGGAAAGCCUGCCUAUGCAUAUCUCCAGGCUCGCACAGUUUAUGGGGCUUUGCAUGGUCUUCAGACCUUCAGUCAAUUAUGCUCUUUCAAUUUUGAAUCAAGGAUAAUUGAAAUUCGCAAGGUUCCAUGGAAUAUUAUUGAUCAGCCAAGGUUCUCCUAUCGAGGGCUUUUAAUAGAUACUGCUCGACAUUAUCAGCCAUUGCCGGUUAUAAAGAAAGUGAUUGAUUCUAUGGCAUAUGCAAAGCUGAAUGUGUUGCAUUGGCACAUUGUUGAUACACAAUCUUUCCCGUUGGAGAUACCUUCAUUCCCAAACCUUUGGUUUGGUGCUUAUUCUAAGGAAGAGCGAUAUACAAUUGCAGAUGCUAAAGAAAUUGUGAGAUAUGCUCAGCAGCGUGGAGUCAGUGUAUUGGCUGAAGUUGAUGUUCCAGGACAUGCAUUAUCAUGGGGAGUUGGCUAUCCUGCUCUAUGGCCGUCAAAGGAAUGUCAGCAGCCACUUGAUGUCAGUAAUGAAUUCACCUUUAAAGUAAUAGAUGGAAUACUAUCGGAUUUCAGCAAGAUCUUCAAGUAUAGAUUUGUUCACUUGGGAGGUGAUGAAGUUAACACAACUUGCUGGACAGCGACUCCUCGCAUAAGAAAUUGGUUAAGAAAAAAGGGUAUGAAAGAAUCCGAUGCUUACAAGUACUUUGUCCUGCGGGCCCAAAAAAUAGCUUUGUCACAUGGAUAUGAACUUGUAAACUGGGAAGAGACUUUCAAUGACUUUGGCAGCGAAUUGAGUCGAAAGACUGUUGUGCAUAACUGGCUAGGUACAGGUGUUGCUCCAAGGGUUGUUGCAGCUGGGUUAAGAUGCAUAGUUAGCAACCAAGAUAGCUGGUACUUGGACCACAUAGACACAAGUUGGGAGCAGUUCUAUAUAAAUGAGCCGCUUAAAAAUAUCACAGAUCCUCAGCAACAAAAGUUAGUCAUUGGUGGGGAGGUAUGCAUGUGGGGCGAAAAUAUUGAUGCUUCAGAUAUUGAGCAAACUAUAUGGCCUCGUGCUGCAGCCGCUGCAGAGCGGCUUUGGACACCAUAUGACAACCUGGCCAAAAACCCCAGCCAAGUUUUUGCAAGGUUGGCACACUUCAGGUGUUUGCUGAAUCAAAGAGGGAUUGCUGCCGCUCCAGUAUCGGGACUCGGCAGAUCUGCUCCUUGGGGUCCGGGCUCUUGCUAUGUGCAAUGACAAAACCAGGUUAAUCUCCUUUUCAUACUCUACCUUUCCUCUCAUUUGAUUAAGAUGCUUCUAUUCGCCAUGAACUCUGAAAGAGCUUCAUGGUUGGUAUAGGGAUGUGAUGUGCAUUGUAUUACGGAAAGUAGUUUAUAGGCUCUUGUUUCUUUUUCAUUCUUUUGAAUAAAUUUCUUGCACAAUUGGCCAGAAGAUUGUAUUUAUGUUCAUACUUUCGUAGGAUUUCUCGUCCUACUUUAAUCUAAUGAAUCUUUACCAUUGUCAUAA